Penicillium malachiteum is the source of this 498-nucleotide messenger RNA. Its product is annotated as mitochondrial 54S ribosomal protein uL13m. The record is from RefSeq and is a predicted model, not a curated record. Gene Ontology annotation, molecular function: mRNA binding; structural constituent of ribosome. Gene Ontology annotation, cellular component: ribosome; mitochondrial large ribosomal subunit. The annotation marks the transcript as partial. Gene Ontology annotation, biological process: negative regulation of translation; translation. The transcript has 3 exons. Lineage: Eukaryota; Fungi; Ascomycota; Eurotiomycetes; Eurotiales; Aspergillaceae.
AUGUCGCAAACAGUUGGCAAGACCCGCCUUGCCUACUCCCGCGCAUGGCACUAUGUUGAUGCUGGCUCUGAUGGCCGGUCUCUUGGCCGUCUAGCCUCCUCAAUUGCCCUCGUCCUGAUGGGCAAGCACAAGCCAAUUUACGAUCCCUCGACCGACUGCGGUGACUACGUCGUGGUUGCCGGCUGCCAUGAUUUGCACACCACCGGCAAGAAGCGUUUCCAAAAGAUGUACUACUCUCACAACACACGCCCGGGUAGCUUGAAGAGCAUGACAAUGGACCAAAUGUUUGCCAAAUGGGGCGGUGGCGAGGUCCUCCGCCGCGCUGUUAAGGGAAUGCUGCCGAAGAACCGACUUCAAGAGCCUCGAUUGGCUCGACUUAAGACUUUCGAGGGUCUUGCCCAUCCUUACAAACAAAACAUCGUCAAGUUCGGUAACGAGUCCGUUCUGGGUGCCAACCGAGAGAUCACAGAAGCUUUCAAGCAGGCCAAGGAGUCUUCU